This is a messenger RNA of Lodderomyces orthopsilosis Co 90-125, 2247 nucleotides long. It is a transcript of the gene CCN1, whose product is annotated as Ccn1p. The transcript has a single exon. Bases 1 to 2247 code for a protein of 748 amino acids. Gene Ontology annotation, biological process: regulation of cyclin-dependent protein serine/threonine kinase activity; regulation of G1/S transition of mitotic cell cycle; mitotic cell cycle phase transition. Gene Ontology annotation, cellular component: nucleus; cyclin-dependent protein kinase holoenzyme complex; centrosome. The record is from RefSeq and is a predicted model, not a curated record. Gene Ontology annotation, molecular function: cyclin-dependent protein serine/threonine kinase regulator activity. NCBI's taxonomy places the organism in Eukaryota, Fungi, Ascomycota, Pichiomycetes, Serinales, Debaryomycetaceae.
AUGUCCACUUCACAAGACCCACAAACACUGCAACAGCACCACCACCACCAUAGACCCAAAUAUGGUCCACCACAGCAUAUCAAGCCACGUCAAUACCAUGCCAUGCUUGAGUUAUUGGAAUCACAAGCCAAUAAGAAGUUGACUAAUGAAUACUCUACUGAAAUAGUUCAAACCUUGGCUCAUUUAGAAUCGGCGUCUUCGGUCAACCCAUCAAUGAUUGAUUUACAACCGGAAAUCCAAUGGUUUAUGCGUCCAUUUUUGUUGGAUUUCUUGAUUGAAUUGCAUUCAUCUUUCCGAUUACAGCCACAAACACUUUUCCUUUGUUUAAACAUUAUUGAUCGUUAUUGUGCCAAAAGAAUUGUUUUCAAACGUCACUAUCAAUUGGUUGGCUGCACAGCAUUGUGGAUUGCUGGGAAAUAUGAAGAUAAGAAAUCGCGAGUUCCAACAUUGAAGGAGUUGACUAUCAUGUGUCGUAAUGCUUACGACGAGGAGAUGUUUGUUCAAAUGGAAAUGCAUAUUCUAAGUACUUUAGAAUGGUCCAUUGGUCAUCCAACUUUGGAAGAUUGUUUACAGUUAAGUAUCAAGCAUUCCAAUAUUAUUAAUCCUAGUAUUACACCACCAAACUACAACUUAUCAUCAUUGCAUUCCGGUAGUGUGAAUGGCGCUAAUGAGCAAGUUACAAAGUCUGCCUCCGCUAGUACAUUGAGUGCUGUUACUGCUGUGGGAAGAUUCUUGUGUGAAUUAUCAUUAUACGAUAAGUUUUUUUUACUGGUCCCUACAAGUUUAGUUGCUUAUACUGCCAAUCUAUUAGCUUGUUCAAUGUUGCAAAUUCCCAAUGCAUCCAUCACCUUGAAAGAAUUGUUGGAAAACGUCCUAAUUGAACCAAAGAGGAGACAAUAUCUUCAAAUCAAGAUGCAAAACCGAUUGAAAAGGAAACAAGAACGUCAAUUACGCAAACAGCAACAAUCUCAACACCAACAACUGAUGAAGGUCAAAUUACAAAAUGUUGGUGCUGUUCCUAAAUUCCCCUUGAAACAAAAAUUAAAUACCCUCUAUUCAAACAACAAUGAUAGCAACUAUAGUCAUCAAACCAACAUUUAUAGACAUUCAAGUAUUGCCGAUGACAUUGAUUUGGACUACGAAGAAAGUGAUCAAGAAGAUAUCGAUACCGAUACUGACACUGAUAGAGAUGCUGAUAUUGACCAUGAUGCAUUGGAAGAUGAUGAGCCAGUGUUCAAUGAUACCAAUGACACCACAUUUGAUAAUGAGGACCACGAAGAAAUUGAAAACAAGUUACCAGAAAUUCAUGGAGCUUUCCUCAAUGGAUUAGAUGAAUCAACUUUAUUGACCAUCAAAAAAAUAGCUCUUUUGUUGAUUAUUCAAUUGAAUAAAGUGACUGAAGUAUUGACCAAGAAAUAUGAAGCUGUCGGGGUUAUCCACGUCUUGAAGAAAUUCCAUGAAAAGAAUUCUUUCUUGAUUCAAUCAAUCUACGACAAUAAGGACAAGAUAAUUGCCACUUGUGACUCAACAACCGCAUCAAUUGAUUCUCGAUUCAUCCAAACUAUUGAAAUAUUGUUACAAUUUCCUCAAUUAAGUGAUCCAACGUUAGAUUCAGAUUCAGAAUCUGACUCAGAAGACGAUGAAGAUGAAUACUGUGUCAAUCCAUAUUCCUCAUACAAAGCAUACGAAUCUGAUGAUUAUUUUAGUGUCCGGGGAAGUGGCGCAGGUCAUUUACGUACACCCAAAUCACCCCAUCCCUUCUUUGGACCAUCAACUUUGGGGUUCGAUUCAAAUCUGAUUGCUCCACCAGUUACGCCACCAUCAGCAACUUCACAAUACUCGGUUUUUUCCAACAAGAGAUCUGGUGGAAGUCAAACAAAUAGUGUUACUUCCAAUUGUAACACGCCUACCCAUUUCCCCGUAUCAUCAUUUGCAUCAACUUCAGGAAUACAACAGCAACAACAACAACAGCAGCAGCAGCAGCAAGCAGUAAUGAUGGGCCUGCUGCUGCUGCUGCUGCUGCUUUGCAGAACCAAAUCAAAGAUUAGAAAAAAGAGAGCCAUGAUGCAGUCAUCCGCAACAUCUAUCAAUAGUAGCGGUCCAUCUGUCAUGAUCCCUCCUAUUUUGCCAACAGUUGCUACAAGACACGAUGCUGGAUCAAAUGAUAAGUUUUCUCCAAUUAAGCCAGUUGCCAGUAACAACGGCAGUUUGAAUGCAAGUUCACCAUUGAUGAACCAGUAUUUUUGA